UCUGCAUCUUUGCGCAAAGUUUCUCAACACCCAAAUAUGGCGUUUUGGGGUUUGAUUUUUUUUUUUUCCCAUUUUGUGCUUUGUUUAUUUUCCUCCCAUCUGUUUGACUACAUGAUCGUGGAUAGAUAGGGAGAACUAUAUGGAAACUUUCUUUUAUGUAAAUGCAUUUCUUUCAUAAUGGUAAUGUUUGAUCGUUUCUUGUCAAAUGUCUGAUUUGUUCUUUUAAUUUCUUGUUUGCCACAUAAUUAUGUGAAAGAAAUGAUUGGCUCAAACUUAAUUUCUCUGUAUAUAGCAGAACGGUCCAAUUUUUAUGUUCAAUUUGAUUCCAAGAUUUUGUAUCUUCUCAUAGAACCAGGGACCGUACACACUACAGUUGCAUAAUAAUAAAGGGCGUGUUCGGAUUUCACAGGCGACACUAGGGGAGCGUAGUGGAUUGUGGAAAUCAAGAUCGAUAGUGCGAUGUGCUAUUGGCAGUCGGCCUCCAAUUUCAAUCUGCUCGUUGUGCAAGGAAAUUCAUUGUUGUCAGUUGGAUCUUGAGUUCGAGGAGUUUGAUGAUGUUGUUUUCUCAGUUGUCGGUCCACGUGGAAUCCACCUCGCCCGUUAUUACCUCCCUUCCAAGGGAACCAGCAGUAAAAGUACUGGAACUGAUGAACUUGGAGUAAGAUAUUAGCAAUGCAGUAUGUGAGAGAUGAUAAUAGGCGCCAAUGGAUCAACAGCUUCGAUGAUGAUGCAGGCAAAAUAGGGCUUUUGCUUCCAGUUGACGGGAGAGGUUCAAGUUUUAAUGAUAUAGCAACUGAUUGCGGACUCAAAGAAGAUACACCAAAGGCUAUGAACAAAGGCAACUGUCCACUGGCUAUAAUUCCAUGUCAGAAAUCAAUCACUGGAAAAGAUUCAAACAGAAGUCCCCAACCAGUAACUGAAAUGUGCCAUUCUCAGGAGAGAAAGAAAGAAAAGAAAAGGAAGAUUGAAAACCAAGAAAACCGUCGUGACUCAAAUAUUUCGUCAUUCAGUUGGAGAUGGAAAAUCGAAGCUCACUUGCAACUCCUAAGUAGAUCAAUUAGAGUGCCAUGUCAUCAGAUACUUAAAUUAUCUGAUGGAAUGACAUUGCCAAGAGCUCCAAACAAAAGUUUCGAACCAGUAACUGAAAUGUGCCAUUCUCAGGACAGAAAGAAAGAAAAGAAAAGGAAGAUUGAGAACCAAGCAAAUCGUUGUGACUCAAAUAUAUCAUCAUCUCAAUUGGAGAUGGAAAAUCAAAGCUCACUUGCAAAUCCUAAGGAGAUCACCAAGAGUGCCACAUCACCACCACAGGUACUUACAUUAUCAGAUGGAGUGACUUUUGAGGUGCUGGUGAAGGGAAAGCAAGAUGGAAAAGUAGCUUCCACAAGAAAGCAUAGGUGACUUGACUCUAUUGAUAAUUCAGAUAGAGGUGGUGCAAACACAAUGCUAGUAUCACUACUGAGUUAUCAUUGGUUCUAACAUUGGUGAAGCUUCCCAUAGAUUCCGUCUAGGUCUCUCUCUCACUCUUUCUCUCUCUCUUUCUCACUCACACACACAGAGCGGCAGCCAUAAAGUAGAGAAUUUCCAUCCAUUUGUUGUCUCCUUCGCUACCGCUCCGUGGGGUCAACAUUACGAAGCAAGACGAGAUCACCACUUCUCUCAGUAAUUGACUUUACUUCGUAAACUUAGCCUUAGAUGUCCUUUCAUAGAUUCUCGAACCUACUUAAGCACAGUUCUUCUUAUUCUUAUUCUUUCUUAGUUGAAGUUCCUAUAUUGGUUUUUUCUUUCUUUUGUGAAUGUUAUAACUCCAAAUUCUAGGAGUAUAUACAGUUUCGGUGGACUUUUUUAGGUCUUCCCAUGAUUUUCCAGAAAGUUCUCUUCAUUCCUUUCCCUAUACAAGUUGUGCCUCUUCAUAUUUAUUUGCUGUCUUUGAUCAGUUGACAAGAACAUGAUAAAGGGAUUGAACAUUGGCAUUGAAGGUAAUCAUUUUUAUGGACCGAAACUGUAUCCUUGUAUAUAUGAAGCGUUCUAUUAUACUGUCUCUUAUUCGUCCCUAAACUAAGUCGUACAGGUAUAUAUGCAUGUUGGUGAAAAGAGAAGACUAACUGUUCCACCAUCUUUGGGGUAUAUACAAAUCCUUGCUGAAAUGUACAUCUUUUAAACUUGUUCGUUGUGAUUCCAACGCUUAAAAAGUUUCUAUGUUCGUGCCUUUUGUCGAUGCAGCCUUGGGAAAAAUGGUAGGCCUCCAGCCCCGCCAAAUUCAUGGCUCCAGUAUGACAUUGAAUUGGUUGAUAUAUGUGAAUAGUAGAGAUAAUAUACAGUUACUCCAUUCAUAAAUCAUUCAACAAUGAAAACGAUAUUGCCGACCCUUGCUGAGGUAGUUAUGUGAAGAGUUGUUUUACUAUGUCUUUUAACUGCAUUUUAGACAGUAAGCAAAGCAGCUCUCACCUCCAGUGAUGAUAUUAGCUUUGAUAACUGAAGGUUUUGUUUUUUUUGCC
Messenger RNA from Nicotiana tabacum (common tobacco), 2495 nucleotides. RefSeq lists its product as uncharacterized. NCBI's taxonomy places the organism in Eukaryota, Viridiplantae, Streptophyta, Magnoliopsida, Solanales, Solanaceae. The record is from RefSeq and is a predicted model, not a curated record.